Cylindrotheca closterium is the source of this 837-nucleotide messenger RNA. The record is from the annotation of a GenBank genome assembly. Lineage: Eukaryota; Bacillariophyta; Bacillariophyceae; Bacillariales; Bacillariaceae.
AUGAUGAUGGGUGGGCCCUGCUGUAACGUUUCCUUCAACGAAGAGGUGAAGGUCUUGAGAAUUCCAAGUAUAGCCACAUUACUUGACGUAGCAGAUUUGAAAACUGAUUUAUGGUACAGCAAAGCUGAGAUCAAGGCCAUCAUCAAAGAUGCCAAACUUGUGGUUCAACGUUUUGACAGGGGGAUGCAACGCGCCACAGACAAUCUUCGAGGAUUGGAACGAGGGACUGAUGCGGGCUUUUAUCAAUCUCAAAAAAAUAAGCGUGAAGCGUACAAGGCAGUAAUAAGAGAGCGGAUGCGCCAAGAACGACUCGGAAUCGACGAUGCCACGGGACUACAAAAAGCUUACGCGACAGUAUCAUUGCAAUGUGCACAAGCAGCCGUCGAUACUGCAAUACUGGACUCUUUAUAUGCACAUACAAAGCUAUGUCCAGAUUCUAAUAACUGCUUCACACGAAGGCUUUUCACAUCACCAGCAAGUUGGUUCGGCUUUCAGAAAACACCUCCUCUGUGGCAAUCCAUGAACCCGCAAUUGGAAGUUUCAUCUACCAGUGAAGAUUCGCUAUCAGGGGGAAAUAUGCUACCAGUAUGCCUGAAUUGCCUGGAAAUGCAAGGUCGGGUCGACUACAUGUUUUUCAACAAUGGCAGUAACGAAAAUCCAGCGAAGCCCAACAAGGUUGUCUGGAACAUUGAUUCUCUCGUUUAUAAUCUGCAGAAAGUCCAAAAGAAGAGCAUCAAGCGAUACUUUGGGGCAGACAACCCUUGGAUCACGAAUCCUGAAGCAUAUUUGAUUGAUACUCUUUUCCAUCUUGACUGGAUAUCAAAUCAAAUAGUAUAA